GGCAAGCAUGAGUGAAUGGAUGAAGAAAAGUCCUCUCGAAUGGCAAGAUUAUAUUUACAAAGAAGUCAAGUUGACAGCCAGUGAGAAGAAGGAAUAUAAAGGAUGGGUUUUAACCAUAGACCCCGUCUCUGCUAGUGUUGUCCUCGUUAACUUCCUUGAAGAUGGCAGCCUGUCUGUGACUGGAGUGAUGGGACAUGCUGUACAAACUGUUGAAAUUGUGAAUGAUGUGGACCAGAGAAUAAGAGAGAAGCUGACACAUUUGUUCACAUCUGGAGACUGCCAAGCUUACAGCCCUGAGGAUCUGGAAAAGAGAAGAGACAGCCUAAAGGCGUGGUUGAAGAAGAACCACAUCCCUGUCACUGAGCAGGGAGAAUCACAGAGGACUAUCUGUGUGGCUCGUGUCCUGACGAUAGAGCCACCAUAUGGUCCGGAGAAUUGCAUCAGUUCUAAUGAGAUUAUUCUGUCCCGGGUUCAGGAUCUUAUUCAAGGACAUCUUACAGCUUCUCAGUCAGACACCAGAAAUUGUGAAUGGAAUGAAAUGAAAUAA
Elephantulus edwardii (Cape elephant shrew) is the source of this 547-nucleotide messenger RNA. It is a transcript of the gene GEMIN6, whose product is annotated as gem (nuclear organelle) associated protein 6. The coding region runs from base 8 to 547 and encodes 179 amino acids. The record is from RefSeq and is a predicted model, not a curated record. The transcript has 2 exons. Lineage: Eukaryota; Metazoa; Chordata; Mammalia; Macroscelidea; Macroscelididae. Gene Ontology annotation, biological process: spliceosomal complex assembly; spliceosomal snRNP assembly. Gene Ontology annotation, cellular component: nucleus; SMN complex.